UAUACAAGUUCGUGUUAACGAUCUAUAGUAUAGUAUAGACAUCUGUGUUGACGCCCCAAGUGUUGGAGUCGAGUGAAAUUAAAGAAAUACCGGCUGUACUGCUGUAGCUGUAUUGAGGAGAAAUGAAUCACCGACUCAACUAGGGUGGAUCAGGCUCGUUGAAUUCGCCAGCUUCUGAACCGAAUAAUCGGAAUUAAGCGAAAGCAACGUGCGCUCGUCAAUGUAACGUGUCGUUCCCGUAUGCUUUGCCGACUCGAAUACACCAGUGUAAAAUUUGAUAAGCUUCUGAGAGUUUGGUCGCGAAUGCGAACUAUAUCAUUUAUAUAAAAACUUGUGAAUUAUCUAUCAUAAAUCAUGUCGGGAACGCUAAAACCAUAUUUGACAGCAGUCAGGCGUACGCUUACUGCCGCUAUGUGCCUGGAGAAUUUCUUCUCUCAAAUCGUGGAAAAGCAUAACAAGCCCGAGGUGGAAGUAAGAGCGAGCAAAGAACUGCUUUUAACGCCCAUCUUGAUAAGUAGAAACGAUAAAGAGAAGGUCCUGAUCGAAUCGAGUAUAAAUAGUAUGAGAAUAAGCAUCGCCGUGAAGCAGGCGGACGAUCUAGAAAAAAUUCUUUGUCACAAUUUUACAAGAUUCAUGACAAUGAGGGCCGAACACUUUAUGAUUCUCAGAAGGAAACCAGUAGAGGGCUACGACAUUAGUUUUUUAAUUACUAAUAUUCACGUAGAACAAAUGUAUAAGCACAAGAUAGUAGACUUUGUUAUUCAUUUUAUGGAAGAAAUCGAUAGAGAAAUCAGCGAAAUGAAGUUAUCGGUUAACGCCAGAGCACGCAUAUGUGCGGAGGAAUUUCUGAAAAGGUUUUAAUCUGUUCAUUAUCGAACCAACUGUAUCUGUUUGAAGAAUCAUGGGAUACGCUGCAAUGGUAUUGUCCAGUGAAUUGUUGUGCAACUUUUAACAACACUUUGGACAAGAUUAAUAGACACUUUUACAAAGUAUCUAGCAAUGUAUCCUCAUUCACAUGCCACUUAUUCUUCCAUGUUGAAUGGAUCGACAUAUAAAUCAUUAAUUCAGAUCUUAGUAUAUAAAAAUGUAAGCGAUAUCAAGAGUGAGCGACGCUGUUUAAACUUUUGUGAAGAAGGUACUUGUUUGGCGCGGUAGUUGUGUAAGUUUAAAAUCAAUUCACAUUAAAAAUUGUGAAAAAGAACGAUCAUUUGAUAAUGUAUUAUAAGCGUAGUUAGUUUUAAGUAAAUCUACGUGCCGGAGGAAAAUUUUUCCGAGUUAAUUGACACGGAAUAAUUCAGUUUUACUAUUUGCUAAAAUGAAGUAAAAAAAUUGAAAUUUUAUAUGCACGUAUAUGAUUACACACACAUACCUACAUACAUAUACAUAUAUGUAUGUAUGCAUGUAUGUUCAUCCCUCUGUAAUCAACUACACUCGUCCCUUGAUUUAGAUGGAGUAUUCGCUCCAUGUGGGUUUGUUACGCGAGUUUUUUGAAAAUUGUGAAAACGAAGUCUGCGAGUACAAAAAAAGUGUGAGACAGAAAAACAGAUUUAAAUUUUAUUUGUUAUUUCUAUCAGUACUGUACUCCAAAGCAGUCAAUUGGUUCUUCUGAAUUGGUUUGAAGUUGUUGUUCUCAUCACUAGAAAUUAUCGACACUUCCACUGCCACGCCAGUUUACUAUCAAUGUCCGUUUCAAAGAUAUAUUUUCUGUAUAAAAUGAGACUGCGUAAAAGAGUACCGCAUAAGGGAUGAGUGUAUAUAAUUUCCGAACAAAGGUAUUAUCUAUGAUUAUAUAUCACAUUCAUAUUUAGUAGAUACUUGGCCAAAGUUGUGUCGUAGAAAUUAUUUUGCCAAUUCAUCGUAGUUGGAUCUUAUUAAGUAUUGAGUGAAUGGGUGUCUUGCAAAAUUGUGUUUUUCAAACUUGUAUAUUUUACAUAACUUUUAUAUAAUUUUCUUGUAAUAAUACAUUUAAUUGAAAUAGCAUAGAUUCAAAUAUCAUAGAACAAAUUGCAAUACCAAAUAUAAUUUAGCAAGAUUUAUUACUUCAAAAUUUGUUUAAAAAAUCCUUGCAUAUAAUACUAGAUCGUUUAAUAAAUAUAUUGUUUACUUUUUAAAAUAUAUUUGAAGAAGAAGAGAAGGAGGAGAAGUGAAGUCAAUAAAAAGUAUACAUCUUGAAGAAUACUUUUGCACUAUGUUUAUGUAAAGUGUUACUGUAUAAUGAAAUGUUUAUUACAAUUGGAAUUAAAAUUUUUUAAAUAUAAGAAGAACACGCGGAUAUAUCAACGUAACGUGUUUUCAGGCUUCAAUGGAAGAGUAAUAUCCUUCGACAAUUUUGCACUACGUGUAAGCAAAACGCGUGUCACACUUGUAAGAGAAACCCAAGUUUCAUUACGAAAUAAAGUAAUAUGAAGUUACAUGUAUACACCGUAAAAAUAUGCUAUAAAGGUAGAUAAAAAUUACUGGUGACAAUUUA
This is a messenger RNA of Vollenhovia emeryi, 2470 nucleotides long. It is a transcript of the gene Arpc4, whose product is annotated as actin-related protein 2/3 complex subunit 4. The record is from RefSeq and is a predicted model, not a curated record. Gene Ontology annotation, molecular function: actin filament binding. Gene Ontology annotation, biological process: Arp2/3 complex-mediated actin nucleation; actin filament polymerization. Gene Ontology annotation, cellular component: Arp2/3 protein complex; actin cytoskeleton. The transcript has 4 exons. Lineage: Eukaryota; Metazoa; Arthropoda; Insecta; Hymenoptera; Formicidae. The coding region runs from base 355 to 861 and encodes 168 amino acids.